AAGUUUGAACAACAAUGGUCAAGAACGAUGAAUGCGUGAUCACCAAGGUCCCAGAAUUUAAAAACAAGAGACCGAGUCUGACUUUGUCACUUGAAAACUUUCGAAGAGCUCAAUAAGAAACCGACCCAGCACAGAUUGGAGUAAGAAGAACAACGAAAUUCGUUCUGAUAAGUUGGGGUUCAUGGAGGGAGUGAAGCUGCUCGGAGCUUGGCCUAGUCCCUUCAGUUACAGAGUCAUAUGGGCUCUCGAGCUCAAGGGAGUCAAGUAUGAGUAUGUGGAGGAAGAUCUCGGCAACAAGAGCGAUGAAUUGUUGCGGUGCAAUCCAGUUCACAAGAAGAUCCCUGUGCUCAUCCAUGGAGGGAGACCGGUUGCAGAGUCCGCUGUUAUACUGGAGUACAUCGAGGAGAGUUGGCCACAAAACCCUCUGCUUCCUCAGGAUCCUUAUGAGAAGGCCAUGGCCCGGUUCUGGAUCAAAUUCAAUGAGGACAAGACCCCGAUUUUCUUCAGAUUCUGUCGCAGCACAGGGGAGCAACAGGAGGAGGCAACAAAAGAAGCCAAGAAAGUCCUGAAAACCAUUGAAGAACAUGCUCUUAGAGAGGAGGACAAGUUCUUUGCAGGGGACAAAAUUGGCUUGCAAGAUCUGGUCUUUGGAUGGUUGGCUUGGUUGCUUCAAGCACUGGAAGAAGUGGUUGGCGUGAAAUUAUUGGAAGCCAGCGAAUAUCCUCGCCUGCACAGAUGGGUGCAGAAUUUCAGAGCUCAUGAUGUAAUUGGAAGCAACCUUCCUGAGCGUGAUGCUAUGCUCAUCUACUUUAAGCGCCUCAGGGAGACCUUCAUUGCGUCUUCUACAUCAGCAGUGUAGUCAUGUGGACUGAGUCUGGAUGACAACUUUUUACUUUUCGUGAGCAAGUUCUGCAAAUAAAUUUCCAGAGUCUCCGUGUGGAUUUAUGUUAUGAGUAGUGAUGGUCCUAAAAUGUGAUUAUACAUGCUAUUUAAAUACAGUAAGUGUAAGGCUGGUAGUCUAAAACAUGAUUGACUGGAAGAUGUGAAAUUAACAGAGAGGAGAUUGCAUAUUUGUC
Molecule: messenger RNA, 1076 nt
Organism: Syzygium oleosum
Lineage: Eukaryota; Viridiplantae; Streptophyta; Magnoliopsida; Myrtales; Myrtaceae
Product: glutathione transferase GST 23-like
Exons: 2
Coding region: 182-859 (225 amino acids)
Biological process (GO): glutathione metabolic process
Cellular component (GO): cytoplasm
Molecular function (GO): glutathione transferase activity
Source: RefSeq, a predicted model, not a curated record